AUGUCGAUAUACAAACUUCAUUAUUUUAAUUUUCGUGGUCGUGGUGAAUUAGCUCGUUUAGUAUUUGCUGCUGCUGGUCAAACAUUUGAAGAUAUUCGUUAUGAACGUAAUGAAUGGCCAUCAAACAAAUCUAAAAUGCCAUUAGGUCAAAUGCCUGUUUUGGAAUUUAAUGGUACUCAACUACCACAAUCAAUAACUGUUGCUCGUUUUCUUGCUAAACAAUUUCAAUUAGCUGGGAAAGAUAAUCUGGAACAAGCUAAAGUUGACGCUGUUGUUGAUACAAUUGCUGAUUUAAUAGUAAAAUAUUCUCCAGCUCGUUGGGAACCAGAUGAAACAAAAAAAAAAGAACUUUUGAAAAAAUUUUUUGCCGAAGAUUUAGAUAAACAUUUACAAGAUUUAGAUGUUUUACGUAAAUUAUAUGGUGAUGGUGGACCUUUUUUCGUUGGUAAUCAUUUAACAUUAGCAGAUUUAUAUUUCUACAAUACAGGACAAAAUCUUCUUCAAAUGGAUGAAAAUUCUUUAAAUAAUUAUCCAUGGUUAAAACAAAAUCGUGAAGAAGUUGAAAAACAACCAAAAAUUGCAGAAUAUAUCAAAAAUCGACCAGAUAUGCCAUAUUAA
This is a messenger RNA of Adineta steineri, 618 nucleotides long. The record is from the annotation of a GenBank genome assembly. Lineage: Eukaryota; Metazoa; Rotifera; Eurotatoria; Adinetida; Adinetidae.